AUGAUUCACUGGCUUCACGACAUUUACACAUGCAGGCUGUGAGUCACUUAUUAGCUUCAACAUAUGAUGUUGAUGUAAACGUUAAGAAUUUAGAGGGUAAAACAGCAAGGGACAUCUUGCAAGGAUCAGAACAAACACAAGCGGGCAGAAAGAUCAAGGUUAUGCUACACCGUGCUAAAGCCUUAAAAGCUUCAUCUCUUCCUAAAGUUACUUCUUAUGCAGAUUACUUAAGGCCCAAAGUCGGUCGUCGUGAGAAGUUUCGAAUACGCCGUACUCGUGAACAGCAUACAAUAUCAGACGAGCGGCGCAAUGUGCUUUUGGUGGUUGCUACACUGCUUAUGAUAGUGACUUAUCAAGGAAUACUCAGCCCUCCCGGGGGACUUUGGCAAGAUGACUACAAUCCUGGAACCAAUGAGUCCAACACCAUAGCACCGAACGGCAAAAUUAAUACUACUCUUCAUUCACAGGAAGCAGGGGCUGUCAUAGGUUCUAGAAAAACCUCUUUUGGGUUUUUCAUGCUGUUAAAUUCUGUGACAUUUAUGCUUUCAUUCACGAUUAUAUUUCAGCUCAUUCCAUCUGGGUAUUGUUAUGUGAUGUUCCAAGCAGCCCUUUGCUUCCUAUAUUUUUGCUAUUUGGCUUCAUUGACAGUCAUCAAGGCUUCAACUGGGACAGGUGGUUUUUUAAUUUCUGGUUCUGCCCUGCUUUAUAAUAUCGUGGUACGAAUGGAAUUAACUAAUUGGAGAAGAUGGUGGCACAAGGCUAGUCAAUAAAAGACUGUAAGGUUCAAUGCUAAGGGGUCUCCCGAUUCGUUCCUGGAAGAGGAAAAGUAAUUAGUGGGGAUACCUCAAUGUUGGGCUAGAAGAGCUACGUACCUCAACUCAAUGAGAAUAGAUGGAAAACAUAAAGCUGUAUGCAUCGCAUCUGGAAUGUAUGUCAAUUUUUGUUUUUUGGUUUUCUUCUCUCCAAUAUCAUCUAUGCAUUAUCUAUUUUGGCUAGAAAUCCUACAGCUACUACCUGAACCCCUCCCUCCUCGUACCCAGGGAGGCACCAAUCCACCUAAGUGGCCGUUGGGAAGUUCAGGCUA
Molecule: messenger RNA, 1084 nt
Organism: Quercus lobata
Lineage: Eukaryota; Viridiplantae; Streptophyta; Magnoliopsida; Fagales; Fagaceae
Exons: 1
Coding region: 30-770 (246 amino acids)
Cellular component (GO): plasma membrane
Source: RefSeq, a predicted model, not a curated record